AAUGUCUUCGCCCUUCGCUUCGUACCAUCAUUUCGCUGCGCAAGCAUGACAGGUGCUAAUGGCGUAGACCCGGCUACGGUCUUCCCGCCGCACGAUGCAACGAGCGCAUUCUCCUUCCCUCAGGAGGAGCAAAAGGUCCUAGCAUACUGGCGCAGCAUCGACGCCUUCAAGACGUCGCUUGCUCAGUCAAAGGAGCAAGGACGCAAGCCAUUCUCAUUCUACGAUGGCCCGCCCUUUGCAACUGGUCUCCCUCACUACGGUCACCUCCUCGCAGGCACUAUCAAGGACGUCGUUACUCGCCACGCCCACUCUACAGGCCACUACGUCGACCGCCGCUUCGGUUGGGACUGCCAUGGUCUCCCAGUCGAGCACGAGAUUGACAAGAAGCUGGGAAUCACAGGCAAGGACGAUGUCAUGAAGAUGGGCAUCAAGGCAUACAACGCAGAGUGCCGAGCCAUUGUGAUGCGAUAUUCAGAGGAAUGGAAGGCGACGGUCGAGCGCAUGGGAAGGUGGAUCGACUUUGAUGGAGGUUACAAGACGAUGGACACUUCCUUCAUGGAGACCGUCUGGUGGAUCUUUGCUCAGCUCCACAAGAAGGGGCUCGUGUACCGCGGCAUGAGGGUCAUGCCGUACUCGACUGGUUGCACAACGCCGCUGUCCAACUUCGAGGCUUCCAGCGACUACCGCGAAGUGCCAGACCCCGCGGUCACUGUCAGCUUCCCCAUUGCUGAGCCUGCGGAGGAGAAGGGUGCAUCUCUGCUCGCGUGGACGACGACACCGUGGACCCUGCCCUCCAAUUUGGGUCUGUGUGUCCAUCCUGAAUUCACGUAUCUCAAAAUCAAGGAUGAUGCAAGCGGCAACCUCUACUGGAUCCACGAGUCGCUGCUCACUACGCUCUACAAGGACCCCAAGAAGGCCAAGUGGAGCAAAGUCGACUCAAAGAAGGGAAGCGAGCUCAAGGGCUGGCGCUACGAGCCACUGUUCCCAUACUUUGUCAAACAGUACGGCGAGCGGGCUUUCCGCGUCCUCAACGACACGUACGUCACUUCGGACUCCGGUACAGGUAUUGUCCACCAGGCCCCCGCCUUUGGUGACGACGACCACCGUGUUGCCAUUGCGCAUGGCGUCAUUGAUAAGGAUGAGGCUCCACCCUGCCCCAUUGACGAGUCUGGCCGAUACACGGACGAAGUGCCUGACUACGUUGGCCAGUACGUCAAGGCAGCGGACAAGCCCAUUCAGAAGGACCUCAAGGAGCGCGGACGUCUCGUCGUGCAGAGCGUCAUCCACCAUCAGUACCCCUUCUGCUGGAGGUCGGGUACGCCGCUCAUCUACAAGACGAUCCCGUCGAUCUUUGUCAAGGUCGAGCAGGUGCAGAAGCAAUUGAGCAAGAACAAUGAGACGACAAGAUGGGUGCCGCAGACGAUUGGAGACGGGCGAUUCGGUAACUGGAUUGCGAACGCGCGUGACUGGAACGUCUCACGCAACCGCUACUGGGGCACACCCAUCCCGCUUUGGGUCAGCGAAGACUGGGAGGAAGUGGUCUGCAUCUCGUCCGUCGCCGAGCUUGAGGAGCUCUCUGGCGUCAAGGGCCUCACCGACCUGCAUCGCGAGUCCAUCGACCACAUCACCAUCCCGUCCAAGCAGGGUAAGGGCCAGCUCAAGCGUGUCGAAGAGGUCUUUGACUGCUGGUUCGAGUCGGGAAGCAUGCCGUACGCUCAGGCUCACUACCCCUUCGAGCCAGAAAAGAAGGCCGCCUUCGAGGCUUCCUUCCCCGCCGACUUUGUCUCCGAGGGUAUUGACCAGACGCGUGGCUGGUUCUACACGCUGCUCAUCCUCGCCACGCACCUCUUCGACACGGCGCCGUGGAAGAACCUGAUCGUCUCGGGCUUGAUCCUCGCGGCUGACGGCAAGAAGAUGAGCAAGUCGCUGAAGAACUAUCCGGACCCCAACCUCGUCUUCGAAAAGUACGGCGCUGAUGCUGUGCGCAUGUACCUUGUCAACUCGCCGGUCGUGCGUGCGGAUACUCUGCGCUUCAAGGAGGAGGGUGUAAAGGACACGCUCGCUCAGGUCUUUAUCCCUUGGCUCAACUCAUUCCGCUUCUUCCUCGGCUCGGUGAAGCUACUGGAGAAGGACCACGGCGUCAAGUUCCAGUACCAAGAGCACGCCAAGAAGAGCGACAACGUCAUGGACCGCUGGGUGCUUGCGCGCUGCCAGGGACUGAUCCAAUUCGUUCGCCAGGAGAUGGACGCGUACCGCCUCUAUACAGUGACGUCACGACUGACGGGUCUUGUCGACGAGCUCACCAACUGGUACAUUCGCUUCAACCGUCGACGUCUCAAGGGUGAUGGUGGGGUGGAGGAUACGGUAUCCGCGCUCAAUUCGCUGUUCGAGGCGCUCCUCACCCUGUGUCGCACCAUGUCGUCAUUUACGCCCUUCAUCACUGAGAAUCUCUACCAAGGGCUGAAGGUCUUCAUCCCGCCCAACGCCGAGGCGUCCAAGCAGGAAGACACGCGCUCGGUGCACUUCCUCUCCUUCCCCGAAGUCAAGGAGGAGUACCUGGACCCUGUCAUCCAGCGUCGCUUUGCCGCAUUGCAAGCGGUCAUCGAUCUCACGCGCACAGUACGCGAGCGCAACAGCCUCCCCAUCCGCGUGCCGCUCAAGGAGCUCGUCGUCUUCCACUCCGACCCGCAAUUCCUCGACGACGUUUCUCACCUGGCCUCAUAUGUCACCGAAGAGCUCAAUGUGCGCGACUUGACCCUUACGCAUGACGAGGAACUGUGUGGCGUCAACUUUGUGCUGCAGGCCGACUGGCCGGUGCUGGGCAAGAAGCUGCGCAAGGACAUGGGCAAAGUGAGGAAGGGGCUGGGCAAUGUGACGAGCGCGCAGGCGAAAGAGUACGCUCGCACUGGCAAGAUCAUGGUGGAGGGCAUCGAGUUGAGCGAGGGUGACUUGCGCGUUGUACGCCAGGUGGAUGCAGAGGCGGCGAGCAAGAGGCGGGCUGAGCUGGAUGGAGCUGAGCAGGGUGUGACGUGGGCGUCGAACACGGAUGGCAAUGCGGUCAUCCUGCUGGACACGCUGGUGCGUCCGCAUCUCCAAGAGGAGGGAUCAGCGCGCGAGCUCGUAAACCGCAUCAACCGGGCGAGGAAGCGCGCGGGCUUCGUAGCUACGGAUGCUGUGGAUGCUGUCUACACGUUUGGCGAAAAGGGAGAGGCGGGAGAUGUCGAUGCCCUGCGCAAGGCCUUUGGCGAGUACAGCGACUACUUCCAGAAGCAGCUGCGAGGCAGAGUGCCGCGUGAGGAGGGAGAGGGGGACAAGGAGCUAAAGGCUACGUUGGAGGAGGAGACGGAGAUCAACGAUGUGGCGAUGCGCAUCCGUUUGAUCAAGUUGUAG
This is a messenger RNA of Jaminaea rosea, 3390 nucleotides long. RefSeq lists its product as hypothetical. Gene Ontology annotation, biological process: isoleucyl-tRNA aminoacylation. Bases 46 to 3390 code for a protein of 1114 amino acids. Gene Ontology annotation, molecular function: tRNA binding; isoleucine-tRNA ligase activity; aminoacyl-tRNA deacylase activity. The transcript has 2 exons. The record is from RefSeq and is a predicted model, not a curated record. NCBI's taxonomy places the organism in Eukaryota, Fungi, Basidiomycota, Exobasidiomycetes, Microstromatales.